UUACAAGCAAUGACUCUCUGAUCAGCUGCGGUGUGACUGACGAUGACUGCGGUUACUGCGAGAUUCUGGACCUGAAGAACAUCUCCAACCUUCUGUACAGAGAACACAUCCAGGUGGGACCUCUGAAAAGCAGCAGCAGGUCAGUCAGCUUUCUGGUGGAUGUGAAGAAGAAAACUCAGGCUGACACUUACAUUCUGACCGCGAUCCAACAAAACACAGAAAAGCCCGAAAACAACAAGUGUGGUAUUAAUCGGCAGACUGUCAAUCUUCAGGAUACAGAUAACAAACAGGGUGGAGGUAUAUUUUCUCUAGCUGAUGGAGCUUCAGGCACACCUGGGAUCAAAAGUAAAGGUGAUGUGGAGUUUGUUGACGGGUUUCAGAUCAAUUCAACCAUCUAUCUGUUCUCCAACAUGCUCUCAGCUCAAACAAACAGAGUCCGUCUCAUUUGGCUCGAAGGGGAAAAAAGCAAAACUGAUACACUCAAGUCUCUGCGGGGCGCAACUCUCAGUGUCUCUGACGGUGACAGCAGCAAACUUGUGGCCUCCUCGGUCAUCCCGGGGGAGCAGCCGGUGCUUUGGAGCGGCGUGUUCAGUGUGGAUGGAGGAGACACCAACACCCAGCUAAUGGUGUUUGACAUCAGCCCUGAUUACAGUAGGAUGCCGACAGAGAUCCAGACUUCUACACCUCUGUGCCAUCAGAAGUGACGCCAAAGAUCCUCAAACCGAAGGCAGUGAUUUUCAGGCAGAGCUACAUGACCUCAGUGCUGGCAGUGAGGCAGAGAGGCUGGAUGGUUUUCUAUAUUGGGACAGGAGACGGACAGCUCAUUAAGCUGUCUGUGGACAGGAACUAUCACGCUGCCUGUCCCACGGUGCUCUACAGGACAAGUGAUGAUCGCAAAGUGUUUCCCAAAUUACAUCUGGAUCCAGUGGGUCAUAAACAUGUGUAUGUGCCAUUUAGAAACCAGAUAAGGCGAGUUCCUGUGUCAAAGUGCAGCACGUACACAAAUGUGCAGGAGUGUUGGUCUGCACAGGAUCCAUACUGUGGUUGGUGUGGCUCUAAAAGCAGCUGCACAUUUGAAGAUGACUGCACAGAUUCAGACUGGCUGUCCAUUCCUGAUGAGUCCCAGCACAAAAUGAUUUCCCACAAAGUUGAAAAGGACACAAACGGACAGAUUUUACUAAAAAUCCACACACACUUGACUGUGGGCCAGGAAGUGUCGUCCAACUUUACCUGUCAGUUCACUGCAAGGUCCAGCUCGAUUUGUGCUUUGAAUAACCCUCCUCCACAGUUCCCACAAUGCACCUGCAUCCUGUCUGAUCGUACACUUACUGCUGAUGGUCUGCAUGUCACAAUAAAAUUCAGACUUGGGACAUCACAGCUGUCAGAACAACUGAGGUUAAACGACUGCUCUAACAUGAGUGGACCACCAAGUUUCAUGUUGUAAGUCCAUUAAUACUAGAAAUGAUUCAACGACUCAGACUGUGGACAGACUAAAGUGGUCCUGAUGUGAUUAACAGAAAGAUCAGACAAUCAAGUCGCAGUUAGAAAUUAAAGAGAACGAAACCUUACUGAUGAAAGCUGGAAAAGUUGAACAAUUGAAUGAAACUGUACGGACAGGAUGGACAAGAGACGAUAGGUCUUGUUGUGGGAAGUCUUUAUACUGGUUUAUUUCAGCAAAGCCAUGAGUUUGCUCAUGGCCCGGAGUGUACUUGAAAACAUAUUUUCAUUAUUAAAUGUUCUCGGCAGUAAACUCCUACAGCGUCCUCAGUUCAGCUGAGCUUUGUUCAGUAGAACUUCUUGGCUGAACAUCUGCUCUCUUCCUGUUAUUCAUUCAGGAUGACGCGGACUGGGUGUUUCUGUUUCUGCAUGAAAAGUAUGGCAGUCUCUUUUCAUUCCCAAAAGUACACGUAGUUGAUUCCUCUUCUUGAAUCCUUUCCUCGGCAUCUUGGUCCCUCCUACCAGCUGUGGCAGCAGAGGAAAUGAGGAAGAGAGAUAUUUAACAAAAUAAGACAUCCUGUCAGUUAAGACAGAAAUGAACCAUAAAGAACUUUAGCGACUGUGGAUGAGGAAUAAGAACUGCUUCAGUGCAGAUUGGAUUGACUGAGCCGA
This is a messenger RNA of Haplochromis burtoni (Burton's mouthbrooder), 2109 nucleotides long. RefSeq names its product plexin-C1. The coding region runs from base 752 to 1444 and encodes 230 amino acids. Lineage: Eukaryota; Metazoa; Chordata; Actinopteri; Cichliformes; Cichlidae. Gene Ontology annotation, cellular component: semaphorin receptor complex. The transcript is spliced from 7 exons. Gene Ontology annotation, molecular function: semaphorin receptor activity; protein binding. The record is from RefSeq and is a predicted model, not a curated record. Gene Ontology annotation, biological process: regulation of cell shape; regulation of cell migration; positive regulation of axonogenesis.